AUGUCCCGAAACAGCAGUGAGAGGGAAGGCAACGCUUUGCAAAGUCCCAUUGCCUGCGAGUCUUGUCGACAGAGGAAACGACGGUGUGAUAGGAAGUUCCACGAGCCUGGACGAUGCCAAUACCCAGAGCAAAGCAAAAGGGGCAUUCCUAAUGGGUACCUCAACAAGCUUGAAACCCGACUUGCCGAGACUGAAGCUGCUCUCUUCCGCGUGCUCUCGGGGGCAUUUGAUCAUAGCCAAGGUUUCGAGUCUGCAUCUUCACCUGCUCUCCUCCCUCAAGCUGCAUGGACACCAAGACAGAAUAAAGUCGACCGGGUCAAAGAAUGGGAUAGCCUCCCGUUGCAGACGCCGGACGACAUUCAAGCCUGGUACCGAUCCAAGGCUACAGAGCACAAUGACCCUGCCAUCGAUCUCCCUGCCGCAAGUCCUCAAUCGCUCAUAUCAUCAGUAUCGGAUCCCAUGUUUGCGCCGCCUCCUCCUCCACCAAGAGACCCGGGCUCGGUACAUGGAUCAGUGUCAGACCAUCAGGGAAUUUCUGAUGCGGUCAUUGAACCUCAGCUUCGAGCCAUGACGCCAAUGGUCUCUACUCCUGUGAACAGGGCACCGUCUGAUAGUCUUAGCAAGGCCAAAGAGUUAUCCAAGUCGCAGCAGAAUCUCUACUUCUAA
Colletotrichum fioriniae is the source of this 666-nucleotide messenger RNA. The record is from RefSeq and is a predicted model, not a curated record. Lineage: Eukaryota; Fungi; Ascomycota; Sordariomycetes; Glomerellales; Glomerellaceae.